Messenger RNA from Drosophila mojavensis, 1594 nucleotides. Its product is annotated as arrestin domain-containing protein 17. Gene Ontology annotation, cellular component: cytoplasm. Gene Ontology annotation, biological process: protein transport. The record is from RefSeq and is a predicted model, not a curated record. NCBI's taxonomy places the organism in Eukaryota, Metazoa, Arthropoda, Insecta, Diptera, Drosophilidae. The transcript is spliced from 3 exons. The coding region runs from base 60 to 1454 and encodes 464 amino acids.
CAUUUAGCAGCGAGCGGGUUCGGAGCGCUCUUAGCCCUCAAAGUACUCAAACAACUGCAAUGUCCAAUAAUUGCCAAAUAACCUUCGAUCAGAAUGAGCAUGGAACAUAUUUUACUGGCCAAGUGGUUACCGGGAAGGUGAUCAUCAAUUUGAAUAAGACCAAGAAACUGCGAGGAAUUAAACUACAAAUCAGCGGCUAUGCACAGGCUCAGUGGCGUCGCAAGCAUGGGCGUGUCGUGCCCACAAACCAGUACCGUCCGGGACGCAAUCGGUAUUUUAUGGGCCGAGAGGAUUACAUAGCCUCGACCACAUAUCUGAUGGGCUCGGAGCAGGCGCCGACGACCACCAUUGAAGCUGGCAGCUAUACGUACACCUUUGCCUGCCCCAUACCCAGCCAUUGCCCGUCCUCGUUUGAGGGCCUCUACGGACACAUACGCUACUUGGCCAAGGUGAUGUUCAUACGGCCCGGCGCCUCCAAUCGCACCACCAACGUGGGCUUCACCGUGCUCAAGCUGCUCGACCUGAACCAGGAGGAUAAAAUGCUGCGCGAGCCGGCUAGCAGUGAGAGCAUAGAAUACUUUUGCCUCAUGCAAACCAAGCCCGUCCACAUAAAGGUCACGCUGCAGCAGCAGGGAUAUGUGCCCGGCCAGUUUAUGCUGGUCCAUGCGGAUGUACGCAACGAUUCCAGCAGCGACUGCAGGAAGCUCAUGAUCAUGCUCUAUCUGCACGCCACGUACACAUCCGACGUGCCUACGAUGCAAAUCGUCUCCGAGAAGAUUCUGCUGGCCAAGCGCGAGAGUGGAGGCGUGCUCCACCACUGCCAGAAGUCGUAUACUGAAACGCUGCGGAUACCGGCCACAGCGCCCACCUGCGAGCACCUCAGCAAGGUGGUUCGCGUCUCGUACGAGGUGCGCAUCGUGGCCGUGAUGAACUGGAUGAUGGCCAAUCCAAAAGUCAUCAUACCCAUCACCAUUGGCAAUGUGCCGCUGGUGACGGCGGGGCCGCCCACUACAUUUGGCAUUGCGGCCGUGCCACGGGACUUGCCCUGUACCUCGGCCAGGGCCAUGGAACUGGCGGCAGGUGUCAAUAAUCCCAGCUACGAGCUUACUGAGGAGCUAGAGGACUAUGAACUGCCCGAGGAUGGGGACGAUGAGUUCGAGAUCGGAGAUGACCUAGCACCCGAACUGCCCCCACCCACCUACGAGCAAGCCAUGUUCAUGACCGCCGAUAUUGCCGAUACGGAUGUCAAUACGGUUAGUGAGGCGGCUCGGUUCACGCCGCGCUAUCCCGUCUUCGAUGUGGAUACAUUCCAGAGUCCCCCACCAAAUCCGCCGCAGAAAAGACGCCGUCGCCGACGCCAUAGAGGCGAACAACGUGCGGAUAAAAAGCAGUUGGCCCAGGACCAGUCGAGCGUUGAUGAAAUACAAUUCGUGGAAUCGCCUGUGCAGAUUUAGGAGCUUAUCAAAUGCAAUAUCUAAUCACGACAGUAUUUAUGUAUGUAGAUGCUAAUCAGCGUAUUAUUGUUUUAUUGCCCAGCCCAGAUUGUUUACGAAGCAUCCCACGCUGUUUGAUAAAUAAACAAAAACAAUAUGAA